Molecule: messenger RNA, 153 nt
Organism: Plasmopara halstedii
Lineage: Eukaryota; Oomycota; Peronosporomycetes; Peronosporales; Peronosporaceae
Exons: 2
Coding region: 1-153 (50 amino acids)
Source: RefSeq, a predicted model, not a curated record
AUGAGAAAACGAUUUUUCAGAGUGAGCUCAAACUCCCAAGAGAUUCAAAGUGAGGAUCGCCUCUUCAUUUUUGCACUUUUAUUUUUGAGUCUGGCUAUCGAUUUUUUCGAAGCGCGUGGAGUCUCCCCAAAAGUCUCAUCAUGCAUCCGUUAA